AUGCCCUCAACAAGCGAAGCAAUGGCAACUGCUGAAACAACAUCGGAGAGCAGUACAGCUUCCGACAUGACGGCAGAAACAACCGAAGCAACUGAAGCAACUCCUUCAACAACUGAAGCAAUGCCCUCAACAAGCGAAGCAAUGGCAACUGCUGAAACAACAUCGGAGAGCACUACAGCUUCCGACAUGACGGCAGAAACAACCGAAGCAACUGAAGCAACUCCUUCAACAACUGAAGCAAUGCCCUCAACAAGCGAAGCAAUGGCAACUGCUGAAACAACAUCGGAGAGCAGUACAGCUUCCGACAUGACGGCAGAAACAACCGAAGCAACUGAAGCAACCCCUUCAACAACUGAAGCAAUGCCCUCAACAAGCGAAGCAAUGGCAACUGCUGAAACAACAUCGGAGAGCAGUACAGCUUCCAGCACAAUGGCUGAAACAACUACAACUGAGAUGGCUUCUGAGACAACUGAAGCCAGCAGCACAUCAGCGACAGAAAGUACUGCAGAGCCAUCCACAACACCUACGGCAACUAAUCCUAUUACACAGGAAAUUCGCGAUAAGGUUAUCUUCAUGCAUAAUUUCCGCAGGUAA
Messenger RNA from Ostertagia ostertagi, 594 nucleotides. NCBI's taxonomy places the organism in Eukaryota, Metazoa, Nematoda, Chromadorea, Rhabditida, Trichostrongylidae. The record is from the annotation of a GenBank genome assembly.